UUGGAAGGGUAGACGAAUCUUGUAGAUAUCAUAAAUAUGUCCACAAUCUCCCCAAGUCACAGGUGCGGAGGGGAGGAGAGAAUCAAAACCUAAUCUUCCGAUGAAUCAAUAGUAAUUUUACUUGCAAUCAAAUUCUUCCGCUUUCCAAUUCUCUGUCCUACCUUGGAAACCAGUUCGAGAUUCAGGCACGCAUGGAUGGAAAUAAAGAUGACGCUCUGAAGUGCUUGAAGAUCGGUAAGGACGCCAUCUAUUCCGGCGAUCGAGCUCGAGCGGUAAAGUUUCUCAACAAAGCUCGCCGGCUCGAUCCCAGUCUUCCCGUCGACGAUAUUCUAUCGAAGGUCGAGAACCGGUCAAGUUCUGCUGGACGUACAGCUAAUACUUCAACCAAACCUUCUGUUCAAUAUCGUGGAACUCCAAAUGGGGCAUCAGCUUCAUCAGCAUCUUCUUCUUCAUCCUCGGCUAUGUACACUGAGGAUCAAAUCACAAUUGUGAGGCAGAUAAAGAAGAAGAAGGAUUACUACGAGAUCUUAGAGCUGGAGAGGACUUGCUCUGUUGAGGAUAUACGGAAAGCCUACAAGAAACUAUCGCUGAAGGUUCAUCCCGAUAAAAAUAGAGCUCCAGGAGCCGAAGAGGCGUUUAAGUUGGUGUCAGAGGCGUUUCAAUGCCUCGGCAAUGAAGAGAAUAGGAGGAAAUAUGAUGAAAUUGGAAGGCCUUCUGAAGAGCCUGUGAGACGCACAACUAGGCAAGCCAGACAGGGUACCAACACUGAUAUUGAUGAAAUAUUUAGAAAAUUCUUCGGUGGAAGUCCUUCUGAAGAGCCUAUGAGACACACAACUAGGCACGCCAGACAGGGUUACAACACUAAUGUUGAUGCUGAUGAAUUAUUUAGGAUAUUCUUCCGUGGAUGGCCUUCUGAAGAGCUCGUGAGACGCACAACUAGGCACAAGACUGUGAGUAUGAGAGGCAGAGGAAGCAGCGGGAAUUCAUAAAGAACAAGCGUCUGAUAGGAUUGUCCCACUUAUAUACUGACAUUGCCACACCUCCCUUAGCGAUGUGGUACAUGUCAAUGUUACUUUACAUCUUAUGAAUGUAUGUAUAGUCUUCUCUUGAUUGGGUCAGCCUAAUAAGUCUAGUAUACCAUUUUGUUCUUAGACCUAUAAUGGGAUACAUAUUUGCAAUAACAUGGAAGAGCUAUGUAUUUGUGUUUUAAACACCCUGGAAUUUUUAUCUAUGUUACAUCGU
This is a messenger RNA of Tripterygium wilfordii, 1242 nucleotides long. RefSeq names its product chaperone protein dnaJ 49-like. Gene Ontology annotation, biological process: cellular response to misfolded protein. Bases 192 to 989 code for a protein of 265 amino acids. The transcript is spliced from 3 exons. Gene Ontology annotation, molecular function: Hsp70 protein binding. NCBI's taxonomy places the organism in Eukaryota, Viridiplantae, Streptophyta, Magnoliopsida, Celastrales, Celastraceae. The record is from RefSeq and is a predicted model, not a curated record. Gene Ontology annotation, cellular component: endoplasmic reticulum membrane.